AUGAGAUCUGCGGCGUCUCUUUUCAACUUUCAAAGACGUGAACACGUUAGUCGUGCAAGUGGUAACAGUGAAGUUGUUGCGAAUUGUACAACUGGUGGUGCCUCACGUACUUCGAGAAGGUCCCUACGUGCUCGUGAUUGGCUCCAUCUUGACCCUGUAGAGAAAUGGACUAUGCUUAUCGAUCUAGGCAGACGAACUCCAUUAUUACUAGAAGAGGCCUCUGUAAAGAGAGAAGAAAUGAUUAAAGAGAAAGGAAAUGGAAUAAGAGGCCUUGUUAUGACAUUUUUGAGUCCUCUGCUUCGUUAUCGUUUUUCAGCAGCGAGUGAUGUGUCAAAGUUUGUAGAUGGUGAAAAAGUACGAAUCUCAACAGCAGGAAUAGAACAACAUAGACGUUUAGUACAUGCAUUUCCAUAUCCUUUGCGUCUUCAAAUUUGUUUAUCAAUGAUGAUGUGGGUGAGUUCAUUAAGAGAAGUGCAAGAUGCAUUUGCACGAUUGCGAUUACCAUUUGCAAAUACACAUCGUUUACGUAGUAGUGUUGUAGCGGAUGUAUUUCCUACGCGAAUAUCAGAUUGGCUUGUGGAUCCAUUUACUACAGUGAGAGUAAAGAUGAAUGAAUCUCUUAAUAGUACUGCAGAACAAGUACCUGCACCUCAUGCAUGGCUUCCUGAAGGAGCUAAAGAAGAGGAAGAAACAAAGAAAAAAAUAAAAAUACAGGGUCGAUCUAUUAAUAAAGGACGACUUGGUAUAAAUAUGGAUAGUAAUAGUCUUCAUAAUCAACAUGCAUCCCAUUAUCUUCAAAGUAGUAGGAAAAAUUCAAAAAGUCUUCUUCGAACUGUUCAAGGAAUGUAUGUGAGACCUAGUGAUGAUGAUGAUCUAGCAGCGAAAUUAACAAGACGAUCUUCUCAUCGCGCAGCUCAACGAACAUUGUGUAAAAGGCAAACAUCUCUAAAAGAAAUAUCAUCUCUCCAAAAUCCUUCUUGGGCUGUAAAUGAUGCACUUCGUAGUGCUAUUCCUUCACCAUUAGCUAUGGAUCAUGAGGAAGACGAGAAAUAUCAUCAUAAUUUUCUCCGUGGUGAAGGAUGUCCAUUAGAUGAGAAUGGAAAGUUAGCUAGUACACCAAUUUAUAUUAGAGUUCCCGUUACUCCUGAUCAUGAUACUCUAGCGCGUUAUUGUAUAAUGGCGCAUGCGGCGAUUCUUUCAUCACUUUUUAUAGAAGGACGUACUGUUUGUUUUUCAACAAAUCAUCCGUUCCUUUUAGAUUAUGUGAAAUUUUUAUUUGAAGAAUUUAUAGAGGAUGGUUGGAUUACAUCAUCUUUAAGUGAUGAUAAUUCUCGUCCUUAUUUACCUCCUUGGUCUAUUAAGGAGAGUGUACUUGUGGUUUUACCACCAAAGAGAGGUAAUGAAUCAUUUAAAAAACGUGAAAUUCGUUAUUUGGCAAAUAUCAUUAUUAAUUGUACACCAUGUUCUGUACUAAUAGAGACAAGAGAGGCACCUCAGAGUGAUUCCCACCAUUACUCUAAGGCCUUAAUGGAGGAAGUUGAAGGACUAUUAUCGAAACAUAUUACCCCAGAAACAAAGGAUCGUUGGCGGGUUUCGUGGGUUCCUCUCUCAUCAUCUACUACUACUACUAGUAAAAGUAGAAGAGUUCCUUUUGGUGGUUCUGCAGAUGAUGUAUCUUGUAAUUUCCAAUCCAACGUAAAUGAAAUUCUACGACAAUUUUAUAGCGUUACAUUCCUUUACGCACCUUCUAACUGUAGGUUUACCCCUAGACAAGUUAGGGAAUGGUGGUGGAAUGAAUUACCCAACUCUAUUCAUAUUGUUGGUGUAAACAAUAACACAUUGGAUCUAUUGUACUAUUUUCCACAGGCCCCUUUUCUACACAAAAAGAUUGGAAACUCAUUUCGUUACCGUGCGGUGGAACGUGUAGUGUUUGGUAAUUGCAUGCACACAGAUAUACACACAAGCGAUGGACGUUAUUUCCUUUCUUAUUUAAAUUGGCUCUAUUGGUAUACUUCACCCACUGCCCGUCGUGAGGGUUUGCGUGGGGAACGUACUGUAGACUAUCUUUCCGCCCCUAGCAAGAUUACAGGACUCGCCCUUAUUACAGCAAAACUUUUUCGCUUGUAA
Trypanosoma theileri is the source of this 2127-nucleotide messenger RNA. RefSeq lists its product as uncharacterized. Lineage: Eukaryota; Euglenozoa; Kinetoplastea; Trypanosomatida; Trypanosomatidae. Bases 1 to 2127 code for a protein of 708 amino acids. The record is from RefSeq and is a predicted model, not a curated record. The transcript has a single exon.